AUGAAACGCUUGAUGGAUUUCGACGCGUCGACCAUUCCACCCUGUCAAGCAGAGCUUCGUCAGCAUUUGUCACGAAGUAGAUACAUAGGUCAUAUGUGGCGACAUGCACAUCUGAAACACCCGUUACAAAUAUUACCCUGUAGUCCAACUGAAAGCGGCUGGAAGUUGGAGGGAAAUGAAUUAGUAUUUAAUUGGUUUGAUGGUCCAGCAUUACCUACAGGAGUUAUCAGCGAUAUUGUUAUAGAUCGUGAAGAUAGUGAUGAAGACGAUGAUGAGGAAAUUUCCAAUACGGACGUCAAAUACGAAUUCGAUACGAGUGAGGAUGAUGGCAGCGACAAUGAAGACCUUGGCGUAGAAGAAACUACCUUACUCCGUGAAACUCUUAUAAAUCUCGAAGCAGCUAAUAAAUAUUCUACAGCAAAUAUUAAACUUGAAGAACGGUAUAAAACUUAUAGGUCCAUUAACAACUUUUUCAUGUAG
This is a messenger RNA of Ceutorhynchus assimilis (cabbage seed weevil), 480 nucleotides long. The record is from the annotation of a GenBank genome assembly. NCBI's taxonomy places the organism in Eukaryota, Metazoa, Arthropoda, Insecta, Coleoptera, Curculionidae.